UAUAUCUGACAGAUCGAUUGGCAAAAACCAUCUCUGGUUCUUGGGAAAUUGUGGAAAAAGAUAAUGAGAUAACACCACCAGGUACUCCACCGCCGCCUUACUUAACCAAUUCACACAUGUCUGUACCAGAAGAGCCCAAUGAAAACUGUAGUGGAGGAGCAGGAAUAUGUAUAGAAUCGCAUCACUUUACUCCUAUGGCAGGGGCAACUUCAUCUUCGGCUCUUCAUUCUAGCCGUUUACAUGCAGCCCAAUCAUCUGACACUCAAAAAAAAAUUAUUUCAAUGGAAGAUGAAAAUUCGUCCGAUCAAGAAGAACCAUUUAUUGAUGAGAAUGGUCCAUUCAAUAACUUAACACGGCUGCUUGAGCCAGAAAAUGUAGUUUUUCUAGCUGUUUUCCUUAACUAUGUUUUAUCAAACUCCGAACCAGCGCCACUUCUUUUUUACUUAAUUACUGAACUUUAUAAGGAAGGUACUUCCAAAGACAUGCGAAAAUGGGCAUAUGAAAUACAUUCAACCUUUCUUGUACCACGUGCACCGCUUUCAUGGUAUCGGCAAGAUGAGUCUUUAGCUAGAGAAGUGGACAAUGUGUUACAAUCGGAAUUUGACAAAGUGGAAAUACUGAGUACUGUGUUCUUACGUAGUCGAAAACGCGCCAAGGACCUUAUUAGCGAACAGUUGCGAGAAUUUCAGCAAAAGCGUACAGCUGGUCUAGGUACAAUAUAUGGACCUACCGAUGAUAAGCUCGCUGAAGCAAAGGCCGACAAACAGAAGGAACAAAUUAUUGAUAAAUAUCUUAUGCCUAAUCUUCAAUUGUUAAUUGAAGAGUUUGAAAAGGAUUUGCCUCAAGAAGAUUCUCGAAAAUUAGCCUUGUGUUCUGCUCUUUCCACGGUUAUACAUCGCAUAUUUACAACACGCUCGCAUCCAAGCACUAUAGCGGAUCGUGUUCAUCAUUUUGUUAGUCGUGAAAAAAGUUUUAAAUCACGAUUAAUGGGUAAAAAUAGAAAGAUGAUAGCACGAGGUCAUCCGUUAGUAUUACGGCAAUAUUACGAAGUAACGCAUUGUAAUCAUUGCCAAACGAUCAUUUGGGGUGUGAGUCCCCAAGGUUAUCAUUGCACAGAUUGUAAAUUGAAUAUACAUAGACUAUGCUCAAAGGUUUUAGAAGAAAGCUGUCCGGGACCUCUUCCUCAAGCAAAACGACACCCGCAUAACGACAAUAAAAUUAGUAAAUUUAUGGGUAAAAUAAGGCCACGGACAAGCGAUUUUAUAGCAAAUGAAAAGCGCGCUCGCCAGGAAGACACAGACAUUGAUAUUACAGACAACGGUAAGUGUGUGUGGCCAUCACAUAUCUUUCUUUUAAUAUAUAUACAUUGGCCAAAUUAA
Molecule: messenger RNA, 1379 nt
Organism: Drosophila navojoa
Lineage: Eukaryota; Metazoa; Arthropoda; Insecta; Diptera; Drosophilidae
Gene: RhoGEF2
Product: Rho guanine nucleotide exchange factor 2
Biological process (GO): G protein-coupled receptor signaling pathway
Cellular component (GO): cytoplasm
Molecular function (GO): G protein-coupled receptor binding; guanyl-nucleotide exchange factor activity
Source: RefSeq, a predicted model, not a curated record